Messenger RNA from Gadus macrocephalus (Pacific cod), 8335 nucleotides. It is a transcript of the gene zbtb38, whose product is annotated as zinc finger and BTB domain containing 38. The transcript has 4 exons. Gene Ontology annotation, molecular function: DNA-binding transcription factor activity, RNA polymerase II-specific; RNA polymerase II cis-regulatory region sequence-specific DNA binding; protein binding. The record is from RefSeq and is a predicted model, not a curated record. Bases 3954 to 7628 code for a protein of 1224 amino acids. NCBI's taxonomy places the organism in Eukaryota, Metazoa, Chordata, Actinopteri, Gadiformes, Gadidae.
CAGUCGAGUUUCCGGUGAAUCGAUUCACCGGAAACUCGACUGAACUGGGAGGAGUCGUUCACGAAUCGUAAGUUCGUUCAGCCUGGUUUCCGCUAGCGGUAAAUCGCAUCAUGGAAUGGACCCCAUUGCACGGUUCUCAAAUGAGUCAGUCAGACUCAGUGGAUUUAGUGCUACCGGAAACUCGACUGAACGAACGAACGAACGAACGAGUCCUCGUGGCGAACUGAAUCACGCGAACUGGGUCACGGAAACGAAUCAUUAAAUCCUCCUAGGCGUCUAGGAGGAUUCACAAAUCUGAAACUAUGUUUUACAUAAUGUAUAGCCUCACUGUGAUAAUGUAGUCCAGAUCUGAAGAGUCUAGGUGUAGUGGCUUUCAAUCAGGACCCGUUCUAAUGCAGUCUGGACCCCUAAAAAGCAUUAAAAUGAGCCUGUAUUGCAUUUUCACAAAUAGAAAAAAGGUUUCACUAAUCUGAAACUAUUUUAUAUAAUGUAUAGCCUCACUGUGAUAAUUUAGUCCAGAUUUGAAGAGUCUAGGUGUAGUGGUUUUCAAUCAGGAUCAGUUCUAAUGCGGUCUGGACCCCUAAAAAGCAUUACAAUUUGCCUUUAUUGCAUUUUCACAAAUAGGGUAAAGGUUUAAAAAAUCUGAAACUAUGUUUUACAUAAUGUAUAGCCUCACUGUGAUAAUGUAGUCUAGAUUUGAAGAGUCUAGGUGUAGUGGUUUUCAAUCAGGACCGAUUUGAAAAUUCUAGGUGGUUUUCAAUCACGACCGUUUUAAGGUGAACCAGCAAUUGCCGAAUCGGAUGCUGCGAAUCGGAUGCCAACUUCAGCGUCGUCACAAACGGCAAAUUAACGUUUACUUUCAGAAUAACUGAAAUAAGAGAAAAUUAUCAAAGUAUCUUUGAGUGAAGGAAAACCAACCCUGAUUGAUUAAUUAAUUGAUUGAUUGAUUAAUUAAUUGAUUAAUGUCAUUAUGCAUUUAUUUAAAUCAGUGCAUGUUUUAUGCAUUAAUGAUAUGUGACAUUUCUGAAAAUAUAUCUGUAUUGUCCAAAUAUGGUUUAGGGUCAGGCUAUAUUUUAGAAGCGAUCCACCAGCAAAGAUACAAUGAGAUAUGAUCUUCAAUACUGUAUGUGAUUUGGAGAACAUUGACGAUUUCCAGAUGAAUUGAACUAAGGGGGGCAGCACCCAUGGAGUUGAAGGAACCUCAGGACGAUUUUCUCCAUGACAGCAAACUGCAGAAAGGCAAGGCAAAUUUAUUUAUAUAGUACUUUUCAUACACAAUGCAUACUCAAAGUGCUUCACAAAGCAACAUCGUCAUACAAUAAAAUGAAAUAAUAAAAUAAGAUAGAUUGAAGUUAUAAAAUAAAAUGGAUACAUAAAAGAAAAUAAAGGCAAAGUUAAAAAAAUGUAUGUGCAAUGUAUUUAAGAAUUAGCAGAAACCUAAAGCAAAUAAUAGAGUCUUCAGUCUUGUCUUAAAAGUUGUCAACAUAAGAUGUUUUUUUCUCCUAUUUAAUGUCACUUUAGAAAUAUAAGUAUUAAUUAUUUAUUGCAUUUUCAUAUUGUUAGUCAUGUUAUCAUGUAGAAAAUUUAACUUCAGGAUUGGUCUGUAAGGUUUUCGGAUCGAGGAUCCUACAGUGCAUUAUUGGACUCUAUCAAGGGGGCUUUGACUAUCUGGAGCACAUGCAAGAUGACCUCUUGCUAAGCAUCAUGUCCUACCUACCUAUAAAAGAUGUUGCACAGCUUGCAAAGACCAGAUCUCCGGAAGCCUCAUCCACCCUCCUCUUUGUGGGUCAGUGACGCAGCAAGUGUGACGCAGCAGUGUCAGUGACCUCCAGAAGGCAGUAGAACAACAGGAAGAAGACAGAGAAGUCCCAGACCACGGACUGCUACCGGAUCACAGCAAAAAGGCAGGUGGGGAAGAGCUCCCAAACAAGGCCAACGGAACUAAGGACUAUACUUGGUAGUUGUUCUCAACUCUCUCCAAAGCACCAGGGCGCUCAUUCUCAGCGACAGGGCCAGCAAGAGGAUCUGUGAGCAGGAUUUUGGUAGGCUACCAAGUGCAUGAGUGCUCUCUGUAACUCAAGUGCUAUGAGGUUGGACAGCUUAAUGUAAUAUUGGUUUGCUCAUGUCGUGAAAAUUAGGAUGAGACCUGCUCAGGCUUGUUUUGUGGACCUUCAUUCUAUGAGGAUCAGAUCUGUUUGUGUCAAGACAAUAUUAUAUAGAUUAUGUUUUGUGGGUUCUGUGUCUGCCCUGUAACAAACAUCCUAAUAACGGAUCCCAACUAAUUACAUGUAUGCACAAAAAAAAGAAAACAGCCAGCUCAAUAUGCCACACGAUGAGGAUAACCCUAAUUCGUUCCUAAUCGAGAACAGGAAUACAUUCAGCACAGUCAUGGGAUACACAGCGGUCUGGACCAGGCUUUGUUAAUAAAAACCUGAGGGACUAGCCUAUUACCAUAUGAUCAGUAGGCUAAAGGGUUGGGAGCUUUACUGUGUUGCUGCGUUGGUAUGUCUUUGUUGGUCGAUACACUAGCCGGAAAGCAGCUACCGAGGAAAGUGCACCGGCUGGUACCCGUGCACACCCUUGAGAUACUCAGGUGACCAGGACGAAAUAGGGCUAACGGACACAAACAUAAAAAUCCACUCAAGCGGCUUCUGUGAUAUGCACUCUAAUCACAAACCUAUUGCUAAUAAUGGAAAUAGACAUUAUCAAAGGGACCCGGCUGGUAAGUUGGACACAUUUCAUGGCCAAAAAGAAGAGGACAUAGAUUGUUGUAGAUUGUUCAAGCAACAACCUUUUGUGUGUAUCCUUCCAAGUACAUCCAUGGAUGUAAAAGAGCUGCUGCACUAUGGGUAUUGUAGUUGGGGGGGCUUGCAGUGCCAUGUCUGGUUCAGCCUUAUUCCCCUCCCCCUCGUCUGCAGUGUGACGCAUCUACUGCUUUUGCAUCAAUCAGCCUCCUCACCGUUGGUUAAAGCUACAGCUUCUGCUGGUAAUGGCACAACGCAUUUCAUUUCCCCACACACUCAGCUAAACUGGCCACCGGUCUAGAGAUUUCUGCAAUCCUGAAUCCAUCAAAGAUAUAUAAUGCAGCAUGAUCUUUACCUCAUGUGCAUGCGUGUGCUGUGCAUAAAUAUGUAAGCAUCGCGGCAAUGGUUCGACUGUGAGAUGCAGCCGCACAGACAAAGAGACUCUGCCCUUUGUGCCUAGGCAGGAAACAGAUGGUGUGGCGUAAUGCAGCCUAUGCACAGGUUGUUUAUCCGUGAUCUGGGAUAAUGCUAUCCACAUCACGGCGCUAUCGCCCUUGGAUCAGCACAGAGAGACGUCUGUGCCGAGAUGCGUCCGAGCGGAGAACGUGUGAGCUUUGUAGGAACGACUCAGCAGAGGAGUCCUUGGCGAAUAUCGCUGCCAGCCUUGCAGCACACCCCUCGUUCUACCUCUUGCAGCGCUGGUGUGUUUUGUAGCACCCGCAGCUCCCCGCAAUCGCACUACAGCCUACCUCUACCAUCCCUAAUAAAAGUUGCGGUUUAAGAUGACGUGGUUGUGUUGCAGAAGGCUUCCAUUGCCCAGAUAACACGCAUGCGGCGCCCUGGUUGUCUUUGCAGCUGUGCAGCUGUAUGAUCACACCUUGACUGAGAAGUAGGCAGCGGGUGCUCGGAAGUGGACAGUUGCAGAACUAGCCCAGGACCCAGGGUGCAUAGGGUUUGAGGCGAAGGACUCAUUCGUGCCGGAGUCAUCUGCACAGAGAGAGGGAGGGUGAGGAAGAAGGACGUCAAAUAGCUCAGCUUUGACAGCACCACUUUUCAGCGACCAUCAUAGAAAGAAAUAACUUAUUAUGCCUUGAUACGGGAAACGGGUUGCAAUGUAGCGUAGAGUGCAUGUAAAGCUGUGAAAAAGGGAUAUUGUUUGAUGUUUUCUUUCUCCUGUGUUUCCUGCAUCGUAUUCUCAGAUUUAAAAAGAUGACUGUAGUGUCACCCUACACUCAAGACCUGAUGGACUGCACUCACUCCCAUGCUGUGCUGAGCAAACUCAAUGACCUGCGCUCUGAAGGCCUCUUCUGCGACGUGACCAUCGUUGUGGAGGAUGUAAAGUUCAGAGCCCACAGGAACAUUCUAGCGGCCUGCAGUGGCUACUUCAGGAACGCCUUGAUUGCCUCCCAAAGCUGGAGCUCCAGCCAGGUGCUGGAGUUAGUGGACCUGAAGUCUGAAGUGUUUGCCAGUAUCCUCAACUUCAUCUACUCGUCUAAAGUGGCGUCGGCUGGUGCGGACGAAACAAGGGGCCUAGUGGCAGCUGGGAAAAGACUAGGAAUUCCUUUCUUAGAGAAGCUCUCAGAACCGGAUAGACAAAGCUCUACCGUUUCCAAGAUCAUGCGGGUCAGAGGUGUUAUGAAUAUAGAUCCCAGCCAGGGCCCAGAGCCAAAGAACACCAAGAAGGAGCCGUCCAGGCCUGUGGAUAUAAACGCAACCACAGGGCCACGGAUCACCAAUGCUUUCUCUAUCACUGAAGUAGGACCCGGAAACAACCCCUUCACCCCACUGGUUCCAACUGAUGGGGAGAGGAAGUCACCAGAUGUGGGGCAAGUCCUAGCUAGUUGCCCCAUCAUCUCUUGUCUCACUGCAACAAAUGAGCUACCACAUGCCCUGUCUGAACACUCCUAUGCAGUGAUCCAGACUGAGGAGCAAAAAGACAGAAACCCCAAAGACUGUAAAAUGGGACCAAAGCCUUCACAGCUACAGACAAAGCAGCUUGCCAUCCAGAAUAUAGGCCCACUGAAAAAACGUCAUCGGUUGAGAGGCACAUUAGAGAGAAAUACGACCUCUACCAAAGAUUCACAACAAUCCACAGACAUUCCAAAUGCUAAUUGGCCAGUAGCAGACAGUUCUCCUACAGGAGUCAUCUCCUACAUGACAGCUGUAGUCAUUGCCCCACCACCACUCAACGCAGAACCGGAACCAGAGAAGAACACAGAUGAUGCAGUAACCACAGAUAAUUUUCAGAUGGAGUUUGAGCCACCCACUCUCUCCCCUCAUGUAGAAGACAGCAUAUCAAUCUACGGAUGUGAAUAUUGUCCAGAGAUAUUCACCAAUAACGCUCUUCUCACCCUCCAUAUGGAAGUGCACAAAAGACGUUUUGUCAGUCAUCUGUUUUGCAAAUUCUGCGACAGGAAGUUUAUGCACCUCAAGCGGUUACGCAACCACGAGCAUGGCUGUCUUAAGGCCAUACAAGACCCUCCUGAGACAGAUCCCGUUGAAACCUUAAUAAUGGACAUCCAUUCAGACAAUGUAGCGACCAUGGAUAAACAAGCAGAGGAGGUACCUCCUGAUGACCCACACAGCCCUUGUAUUCCAGAACCAGAUCAAAACAACCCAUCAGAAGCCCGGCAGGGCAUGGCGAGGGUAGAAAAGACAGGUGGCAGUCAGAGGGUUUACAAUUGCAGUGUGUGUAAACGGGUUUAUAUCACCUUGUCCAGUCUGAAACGGCAUGAGAAUGUACAUUCUUGGCAGAGGGCCUACCCUUGUCAUUACUGUAAUAAAGUUUUUGCCCUGGCAGAGUACCGUACCAAGCAUGAAAUCUGGCAUACAGGUGAACGUCGAUACCAGUGCAUCUUCUGCCUAGAAACGUUCAUGACUUACUAUAUUCUAAAAAACCAUCAAAAGGCAUUUCAUGGCAUUGACCCGAGACUAGCGGUGAAGAAGAAAUCAGCCAAAGGCGGAUUCAAAGCUAGUGUUUAUCCUAUCAAACUGUACAGGCUUCUUCCAAUGAAGUUUCGAAAAAAGCGAUACAAGACGUACAGUGAGACCUAUGGAGACAGUGUUGAGAGCACCAUGGGGGAGAACAACUCUCUCAUCACUCCAAGUCAGGAAAACAGCAACCCUGAGCCUGGUUCCUUCAAUAUACCAAUGACAUUCAUGGCAACAACAAAGACGGUGGCCCCUGUGACGCCUCACAUCAACUUUAAACAGCCGUUCGAGCCAGAUAUUGAUAGUGAUACAACAUGUCGAAAAAGAGACUAUAGCAAAGAUGUUGAACACAGGAGUUCACAUCCCCUCCAUCACAACCAUCCAAAAAAUAUGCAGACAGAAACCACUGCAGCGAGCUGUGACGAGAACACAGUAACGAUAAUGAACAUGGACCACUUCAGUCGUAAUAUACCAUUCUUGACCAAAACAUUGAAAACGGUUAACAAGCUCGGUGAACUAUCAGCCGCAGCAAAAAGAGUGGAAGCCAUGACCAAGGAGAUACUUCUCUCAGGAACAGACAGUUUGAAGCAGGGUAAGGCAGUAUGCAGCAGAAAAACGGAAACAUACCUCGCUAAGCCUGUUUGUCCAGGUCCAUCUGUGGAUGGGGAUGCUCUGCCACUCUGUCAGAUCACAGUCAAAAUAGGGAACGAGGCCAUUAUCAGGCGUCAAAUCAAGGGUUCAAAUCUGUUCCCCAGGAAGAGGAAGAAAAGCAGACAAAGGGAGACCCCAGGUGAGUGGUUUUCAACUGAGGAAAGCUCUGGUAGUGCAAGGCUUCAAACUCAAAUGGAAAUCUCGGCUGUAAAAGAGGCCGAGACAUACGAAGAUCCCAAUGACCACGAAGCCGCCGACAAAUCCUGGCGUCCCUACUAUUCAUAUAAAGCAAAAAAAAAAAAGAAGAAGAUGAGAUUCAAACACAGAAAAGAUCAACAAUAUUUUUUACCUCCAACUUCAGUAGCCAGAGCUCCAGCCAAAGAGGGAUACCCAGAGAGGAGAAGCCUGGCAACAGACAAUAGUACCUCAGCCAACAGCACGGACACACAAUGCAACAUCAGGAACCGUUCGCCAAGAGCCUCCUACAAAUGUGACAUCUGCGACAGCUCCUUCAUCACAGAGUCCGGCUUGAGGGCCCAUGUAAUUGGUUCCCAUCCGUGUUUCUGUCGGACGUGUGGAGAACAGGGUCCACCCGGGGAGGUGCCUGCCGGUGGAGAUUACGUCUGCAACAACUGCAUGGAAAGCGGCUCCUGCUUCGAUAACACACCGCAGAGAUGCAGCACUGAGAAGAAGUACCACUGCUCAUUUUGUCCCCAGCGCUUUCUAUACCUUGCCACAAAGAGAAGCCAUGAAAGAAAACACCAGGAAUUGGGAAACGGGAAAGGGUAUAAAUAUAACAAGUGCCCACCACGUUCUAAACAUGCAACUCAACUGGCUGAAGACGGCCAACAUACCAUUAAAUCUGAGGAAGAUGACGAAGAGGUAACUCACCUCAGAUGUAAUGAGGAAGGAACGGGUACUUGUACAGGAAACACUGCACCGAAGAUGGAAGGAAAGGCUGGCUUCCCGUCUGUUGCGACAAAAUCCUUCCAAGAACCGCAUUCCAAAACAAAAGAUCUGCUUUCAUCUUCAAACAGCGACAGUGUUUUUCCUGAGUUACCCACAAAGGUGAAAUAUAAAAUGUCAAAAAAGAGAAUGGAUGUACAAGAUUCUCUUCAUCUCCCUUCCAAAAUGCAAGCGCAUGAGAGGGACAAUAGCAGGGGACUUUUGAAAAGGCCAAAAACGCUUCAUGAGAAGCACCCUCAUCUGUUGUGGAAACAAGAAUCUGUAAAGAAAGGGAUUUCUAUCUGCAAGACGGAGCAGUGGGUUUGCAAACAGGAGCCUGUUUUUGAGGGCCAGUAGUUAUUUGGAGCAAGAGGGAAGUUGACUGUUCAGGAGUACAUGUGAAACUACUUCAUCUAUGAUUUGAUUGCAACUAGUUUAACUGACAUUGUAAGGUUAUCCUUCAUCCAUUCUUUCUCUUGAUUGAAAAUACAAAUAAAUGCCUCAGUAAAACAUUGAUUUGAAAUGGCCAAUGUCAAUUGAAAUCACAAAUAGAAAGGGUGUAUCCAUUUUAAAUACAUGUUUUAAGAGAUUAUUUUGUAGACUUCUGAAAUAAACCUUAUUUUAGAAUUUACGCAUGGAGGAAAUCCUGCAAGAUUAAUGAUGUAAUCGUAAAUCUAAUCUUGAGAAGUUUUAUUUUAUGGAGACAUUCUCUAGAAUGUGGCUGAUAAAUACAAUUAUAUUGUGAUCAUUGCCUUGCGUGAUUCAGGUCUUAUUUAAUCGGUUCAGAGGAAUUGGAGUAUAAAAGCAGAUGUAACAGAAAUCACUGAUGUAUUCCUCGUCAUUUAACUUUUACGAAAAAUUAAUUUUUUAUUGUUGGUUUAUGUGUUUUGAUUGCAUACUUGCAUAUUCAUCGUUCAGUAAGAGUCACUUGUUAUUGAUUUAAUUUAUAUUAUAGGCAACAUUGAGAUUAACAAUGCGAAUUUUGUGUGUUUAAUAUGUAUAAAUAUGCAAAGGUGUUAUAAUAAAGAAAUAAAUUCGCUUAUUAAUAACACCAUGGUAAGAUA